Messenger RNA from Ostertagia ostertagi, 351 nucleotides. The record is from the annotation of a GenBank genome assembly. Lineage: Eukaryota; Metazoa; Nematoda; Chromadorea; Rhabditida; Trichostrongylidae.
AAGGCUCCCAUAUCGCCUUUAGCAGAAAGAAUCUCCAAUGGAACACCCGAUCGGCAUCAUCCAUCCAUAAAAAGGGCUCGACAACCAGUUUUGGUCAAGAUCACCUUUAUCAAGCAAGCGCCUUGGGGGAAGAAUUUGCGUACUGAAAAGUUAACAGAUUCCGCUCCUCCAAAAACGUAUCUCGACAUAAACGACGUCUGCAGGUGGGUGCAGGUUACAAUAUGUAACGUGACGUUCUUUCACAGGAAUGAGGAGGAGGAGGCUAUUUGUCCAUCAUCAACCCCUUCACAGUCAAUAGCCCUCGACGAACGUGUCUCCUGUGUCUGUUCCAUUCUGCAGUCGUGUGAGCUC